This is a messenger RNA of Aspergillus caelatus, 1001 nucleotides long. RefSeq lists its product as uncharacterized. Bases 77 to 346 code for a protein of 89 amino acids. The record is from RefSeq and is a predicted model, not a curated record. Lineage: Eukaryota; Fungi; Ascomycota; Eurotiomycetes; Eurotiales; Aspergillaceae. The transcript has a single exon.
UCUAUCCCCUAGGGCCAUUAACACCUGGAGUCCUCAUGGUUGAAUCUCAAUUGGGUACAUUGUACGGAAUACUGUUAUGUUCAUUGCCAAGACCGGCGAAUCCUCCAGUCCCGAUCCAAAGUGCCGGCUCACGUGUGUCCCGCUAAUCCUCAUUCGACCGGCGUCCCUGGGGCCCCACAGGCUCCUCCCUCGAAUCUCUUAUCUGAUCAUUUUACUCACUACCUUAUCAGUGAAUACUAACCGGUUGCAGUAUCUGACCACAUUCACUUCCUCCCCCCUCAACGCUCAGACCAAUCGGUCGGGGGUGCAUGGACUACAAACCGAUCCCUCCUCUCUGAUAUGUUAAAAAGAUUCCUCCGAAAAAAGGAUGAAUAAGUAUUUCCUCUCGCUAAAGGCGGGACGUGCUACACCGUACGCUCCAAUUUAGUUUAACGUGGGAUGAGGGUCAUGCGACCCCCCGAUCCUGUCCAACAAAGACGGGGUUCACUCACGGUAAAGGGAGAUUAUCUGUCUACGGAAUAAUUUGAAAGCGGGUUUGUUGUGUUGUGUUGUGUUGUUAACUUAACAAGUGUCCUGCUUUGCCCGACUGCACUUCUCUCGGCACGGAGCGCGGCCCUCCGCCUCCAUACCGGAUACGGAAAUCCGAGUCGGGUUGGACCAAUACAACUUCAAGGUUACAACGUCGGCCGAUUCAAAUAGAAGGCCACUUUGCGAGUUAGCCAAAUCCCACGGGACAAUUGUUAAUUGUUAAUCAAAGUGUUGGGCCAGGAUAUCCUGGAAGCGCAUCGUUUAUAUGAGAACUACGGUGCAGUAUCUGGGUAUGAUUCUGCCCACAAGCUACACUCUGUAUAGAAUGGACUCGGUCGAAGACUCAGUUCGAACAGCAUGUUGACAUUUCCCUGUUCUUUGUCUGAAACAACCAUCUGUACACCGAAAAUGUCUUCAGAUGCAGAGAGCAUCGUGUUUAGUUCUAAUGCGGAGUAAUUGGCGGGGUGAGCCCG